AUGCUCGGAUCCAUGGGUACUGCGAUCUUCUCGUACAACCGCGUUAAAACCGUAAAAGGCAUUUACGAGCUCGUCCGAAACCUUUCCGGCACGGUUCGGGUUGGCGGUGGCGCUGCAUCCAGCUUGGGUGGAUUGAUAUCCAUCUCACAGUCACGGGAUCUUCUUCCCAUGACGGUCCCUGUUCACGAGACGAUAUGUUACCACCCGGACGGGCACGGCAGGAUCAUCGCGGUAUCUGAACAAGAGCGUAGCGUACGGGAAACCGUUGGAGAAGGCUUGAGACGUCAGCCCUUCCAACCAGUAUGUGUUCUCUUGGGACUGCCCGUGUAUCAGAGUCCGAGGUAG
Peniophora sp. CBMAI 1063 is the source of this 345-nucleotide messenger RNA. The record is from the annotation of a GenBank genome assembly. NCBI's taxonomy places the organism in Eukaryota, Fungi, Basidiomycota, Agaricomycetes, Russulales, Peniophoraceae.